AUGCCUUACAUCUCCGUCGACGCCCUCGUGGGUGACGGACCCGUGGCUCCGCCCCCAACGCUCGCCGACGGGGGCCGCGUCUCGGAAAACGCCCUCCGAGAUUGGGGCGCUCCACCCGCGAAUGUCGACGAGGACCCGAAGCGCGUUGCGUGGCGCGCAAACUACACCGCCGAGCUCGCGCGCGUGCUCAACACCCCCGCGGACGACUAUCACGACUCCGCCGCGCGACUCAGCGGCCUCGUCAAGUCCGCGCUCCUCGAGUUCCGGCACCUCAAGACGGAACCGUCCAAGUUCUUCGAGGCGCACCGGCUGCUCGUCAAUCACGGCUUCGAGCAGGGGCCGGGAUUCAGCAUCAGGUUCACGGUCCAGUACAACCUCUUCGCCGGGACCGUGCUCGAGCUCGGAGGUCCCGAACACCUGAGGACGCUCGACGAGAUGCAGCGAAACGGCGAGCUCGGGUGCUUUGCGCUCACCGAGAAGCUCGCGGGCGUCAACUCCGGGCUGGUGGUUCAGACGACGGCGAGGUGGGUCCCGGAUGAGGGCGCGUUCCUGCUGCACACGCCCCACGACGGCGCGUGCAAGAACUGGAUCUCGCAGGGUCUGACGGCGUGUAAAGCGGUGGUCAUGGCGGACCUCAUCGUCGGCGGCGAGAGCAAGGGACCUCACGCGUUCUUGGUCGAGCUUCGCGCGAAAGGUUCCGGGCCGGGGUAUCCCGGCCGGACAUCGACGGGGGUGACCCUCGGGGACAUGGGCGCCAAGACCACGGGUAACGACCUGGAUAACGCGUGGAUAUCCUUCGAGAAUAAGUGGAUCCCGCGCGAGUCCCUCCUGGACCGAUACUGCGACUUGACCGUCGACGGCGGAUACGUCCCACGGGGCGGAACCUCGGCGCCGAUGUCGAACAUGGAGCUCAUCGGCCAGCGCCUCUUCACCGGCCGAGUCGCCGUGGCUCAGGGGGCGCACGAGUUCAGGCGCCGGCUGUUCCGCAGAACGCGAGCGCAUAACGACGCGAAGCCGUGCUGGGCUCCCGGCGGCGGCAGCCACAGCGCCAAGAAGACGCUGAUGCUGUCGUCGGUGCCGCAGCUGAGAGCCCUGUAUCGCGACGCCGACGCGAAGGAGGCGAGGAUGACCGCCUACCUGGCCUCGGUGGAACGGGACCUGUGCGAGACGCUCACGAACGGUACGAGGCCCAGCGCGGAGAUGGUCGAGGCGGUGGCGGCGGCGAAGGUCUCCGCGGUGGACGAGGCGAUCGAGUACUGCCACAGGCUGAAGCAGGAGGUUGGCUCCUACGCGCUGAUGGCCGGCACCGGGUUUGAGCACACGGACUUUCUUCAGUGCUGCAAGUUUGCCGAAGGCGACAGCAGGAUCCUGCUCAUGAAGGUGGCGCGCGAUAGGGUCAAGGCGUACGGUCGCAUCGCGGCGAAGGGCGGCGAGUUUCCCUCGUGGAUGUCGCCGAGGGAGGCGAAGGCGGUGGCUGAGCUGGCGAAGGCGCUCCAAGCAUCCGCCGCCGGGGGAAAGAGGCCAGCGGAGGCUUGGGAGGAACACUGGGACAAGGCGUACGCCACCGCGAGGUUGGCGGUGGAUGACAUCGUGACCAGACGCGUAGGCGGGCCGGAUAAGUGGUCCAACGCUGGGUGGCGCUCGACGCCUGCGAGCCGGUUAUAG
This is a messenger RNA of Micromonas commoda, 1665 nucleotides long. RefSeq lists its product with no specific name. NCBI's taxonomy places the organism in Eukaryota, Viridiplantae, Chlorophyta, Mamiellophyceae, Mamiellales, Mamiellaceae. The record is from RefSeq and is a predicted model, not a curated record. Gene Ontology annotation, cellular component: peroxisome. The coding region runs from base 1 to 1665 and encodes 554 amino acids. The transcript has a single exon. Gene Ontology annotation, molecular function: acyl-CoA oxidase activity; FAD binding; fatty acid binding. Gene Ontology annotation, biological process: fatty acid beta-oxidation using acyl-CoA oxidase; lipid homeostasis.